AAAAAGGUUCCGGUAUAAAGGGGGCGGAGCCGUCAGUAGCUGUAGUGUAAACAGUUAACCGUUAGCCUCUGUAGCUAACAUUUUGGAAAAAAUUGGGCUUACAGUGAGUGGGUUUGCACGCGGAAUGGCUUCCCUCCGCCCCCUCUCCUCUCUGCGUCUCCUCGUCCCGCCUCUCCGCCUGCUAACAGCGGCGAUGUGGCAGGUCGCACGGCACGAAAUGGUGAAGCAUUAUGGGAUGCUGGAGGACUUUGUUUCCCUGGUGACUGAGGCCGUCCCGCAACUGCUGACGGACAGACAGAGGUGUCUGCUGCUGCUGGCUCUGAGGGCAAAGGUCACGUUGUCAGAACCAAAAUCAGCUGCCAUCCAUUCCCACCUAGACAGGAUCCACUCUGAGGCAACGCAGCUGGAUGAAGAUGUAAGCGAAUGCUGGUCUGCUUUGUUGACGCUCACCGACAAAUUGACAAAGAGUCCAGACAAUUCUCAACGCCUCCUACAGGAGGUGUUUGACCAGAGGUUUGACUCCGCCCUCCAGUCCCUCAUAUCUGACUUCCUGUCCAGGAUCGAGCAGCUCUUUCCUGUUCCCAACUUCAAACAGGCUGCCUCCUGGUUCGAUGCUGCCCCCUCUGGGCUGGAGGACUGUCUGCAGAAGGCAGACAAGGAUGAUCUGAGGGAGCUGCUGACCAAUCAGAGCUGUUUACAGGGACAGGCACUGGCGACAGUGGGUUGUGAUACAGAGGAGACCCUCCUGUCUGUGUGGUCCCACCCCCUUUUCACUAAAUUGAUCAAUCCCAACCCUCCUCCACCUGAAACGGAGAUCCAAUCAGAUGUGCUACCUGAGGUUAGUAGCCCCUUGCAGCUGGACGUGGAGCUGGUGAAGGUGGAGGUGGUGGUGAUAACAGAGGACGAGCAGGAAGAGAUCGAGGAGACUGUGAUUGGUUCAGAGCUGGAGGCGUCCAAUGAGAGCUCGGCAGCAGUUGGCAAUGAAUGUGCAGUCACACCUGUGGUUGUGGAGGUGGACAGGUUGAGGGACUCAUGUGGAGACAUUAUCAACCAAUCAGAAGACACAGAUCUCUCCUGCUCAGAGGUCACAGCUAAUGCUCUGCACAGCAUUUCCCACAAUUCCCAGCGUGUGGCUCACAAGUGUCCUCAGUGUGGCAAAUGUUUCAUCUACCGCUCACAGGUGAUCCGACACCUGCGCACCAACAGGUCCUGCGGUUUGGCCUUAACGACAUCCGUGCUCGAACAGACUCAACCUGGCGGUGCUGACAAAGAGCCCCGCCUCCCUCAGAACAGCCCCCCUCCCCGUCCUGUCAGGUCUCUGUCCUGCUUCCAGUGCAACGCCAUGUUCAAGACCAAAGCCGAGCUGCUGUCGCACCAGCGCACACACCGGGCACGCCCCAUCUACCACUGCGUCCAGUGCGACAAGGAGUUCCACCAUCUAUCCAGCCUGACCAAUCACAAGCAGACACACCUGGACAAGGGAGGCUUCACCUGCAGCCGGUGUAACAAGGUGUUCGAGUCGGCCAAGGAGAGGGACGCCCAUCGGCUGCAGCACCGGCUGCCCGACCUCACCUGCACAAUGUGUGAUCAGACAUUCAGCUCACAGACGCGGCUGCUGCGACACCUGCAGACGCACUCGGUGGAGGGGGCAAAGCUCCGCUACAACUGCCGCUUCUGUGACCAGACCUUCUCAGGGGUGACCCAGCUUCGUAUCCACCAGCGCACACACACCUUCCGCUCGUACCAGUGCGACCUGUGCAGCAAGACAUACGGCUCGCUCACCGGCCUGCAGUCCCACCGGGCGACCCACACCGCUGAGAGCCGCUUCCUGUGCUCACAGUGCGGCAAGCGCUUCAAGACCCGCGACGGCCUGGAGGGCCACCUGAGGACACACACUGGGGAGCGGCCCUACCGCUGCCCCUACUGCUCCAAAGACUUCACCGCACUCGCCGGCCUCAACGUGCACGUGCGGCGGCACACCGGGGAGCGGCCGUACGUGUGCACGGUGUGCGGUAAAGGCUGGCCGUCCGGUGGUGACCUCCAGAAACACAUGAGGACGCACACGGGCGAGCGGCCCUAUGUCUGCCAGGACUGCGGGAAGGCCUUCUCCAUUUCCUGUCACCUGACUGAACACCGGAGGAUACACACAGGAGAGAAGCCGUUCUCGUGUCCGGAGUGCGGGAAAUGUUUACGGAGGAAGUUUGACCUGAAGAAACACAUGUUGUCCCACAGCAACAUCCGUCCCUAUGCCUGCACCUUCUGCACCAAGAGCUACACCCGCAAAACUCACCUGAACAGACACCUGCUCACACACCGGACUGCCGACGGCGAGGUGGCGGCAGUGCAGGUGGCCGAGGAACCCUGAGGAUGUGCUUAAAUCAGAACUGUGCGCGUUGUACGAGUUUCAUGCGUUCAUUCCUGCAGUGAGUGAAUCGAUCGCAGAUUCCUGAGUCUGAGUCGACUUGUGGUGAUGCAGUUUGAGGUGGGAGCUGGUGAUCAAUGUGGAUCUGAUUUACAGGCAAAACUAACAGCUGGAAACAACAGAAAGCAGUUCUGCAACUUCAGCUGAUGAAGCGAGUUUGAUCAUUAAUUCACGAAUCAAAGAAACUUUAUUUUGAAUGUUUAUGAAUAUUUUAUUUGUAUUUUUUUAACACUUAAAACAUAUUUUACUGAUGUGUUUUUAUUGACAUGCUUUCAUUUACGUUUUUCUUACAUUCAAACAUUUUUAUUUUACUAUAAAUGGAAAAAAAUCUUCCAAUGUAUGAAAAAUGUAAAUGACAACACAAUCGACUGCUUACCUGAAUACACCAGGUCAAAAAUCAAUUAAAGUUGAAAACACAUAAGUAUUAUUUCAUAAAAGUAUUAAUUAAUUAUUAAAAAACAGUAAUUAGAUAAUCAUACUCAAGAUUUAUAGAAACUUUAAAAAUAAAGAAUAAAGUUGUUAAUUUUUUAUACUAGACUAAAAAAGAUUUAUUGCAUAAAUUUAGUCAAAACAGUUGAAAUAAUAAAAAAUAAAUAAAUACUAAUUAAUAACAAUGAGCAUAAUAAAUAUUUUACAUGACAUAUUUAUUUUUCAUAUUUUGUGAAUGACAUGAAAUAUAAAAGUAAAUUUUCACUCUUAAAUCUCGACUAAGUUAGCAAAAAUGUCAGUAAUGUAUAAAUAAAUAUUAAAGGAUAAAUUUUUUUUUUAAUGGUUGAAAAGGUAAAUAUAAAAUGUAUGGAACAUAGUAAAUUUUUAACAUUGCAGGUAAAAACUUGAUUCAUUCAAAUUCAGUAUCGAUAAAGUAAAUUUUCUGGUCUCUCAUUUUGUAUUGAAACUAAAUUUCACUCAGUUUCCAGCUGUUGGUCAAAAAACGUCAGAUUUUUCUAACGUUUUACAAAGAAAAUUCAAAUAUUUGCCACUCAGUUCACAGCUGCAUCACCGCAUGCUUUACUGAUGAGCAGUAAAGCUGAAUACGCUGUCCUGUUAGUGGAGUAAGUCCAGGGUCCGUUGCUUCAGUUGCUGUUGGUAGUAAAAAUAAUGAAUGACUGUUUUAUUGUACAGUGACACGUUACGUUACUACAUCACUAAUCUGUUAGUUUCACACUGGUGGGACGUGCUUACACCAAUAGGAUAAUACAAGGCCAUUUUUCUUUUCAUGAUUUUGACUUAAAAAGAUGUUAAAGUGUUAUUUUGGUGAUCUUAAACGUGACCCGGUGAACCCUGCAGACCCCGAGGUCGACUGGAGCACUUUAAUGUUUACUCUGCUGUGAAACAAAGUGUUUAAUCAAUUUGUGUCACUGACUCUGUUUACAUGUACAAAAAUUGUUCCAGCCUUUGUCCUUAAUCUGAAAUAUACACCAAACUACAAACCUCUUUGUUUGUCUAUCUGUAUGUGGUAUUAUUAUGUGGUAUAACAAGAUCAACCCAAACAAGUU
Oreochromis niloticus (Nile tilapia) is the source of this 3918-nucleotide messenger RNA. Its product is annotated as zinc finger protein 271. Gene Ontology annotation, cellular component: nucleus. NCBI's taxonomy places the organism in Eukaryota, Metazoa, Chordata, Actinopteri, Cichliformes, Cichlidae. Gene Ontology annotation, biological process: regulation of transcription by RNA polymerase II. The transcript is spliced from 12 exons. The coding region runs from base 125 to 2365 and encodes 746 amino acids. The record is from RefSeq and is a predicted model, not a curated record. Gene Ontology annotation, molecular function: DNA-binding transcription activator activity, RNA polymerase II-specific; RNA polymerase II cis-regulatory region sequence-specific DNA binding.